AUGUCCCUCAAUCUGCUGUGCUCCCACCGUUUCCCUCUCCCAUUAUAUUGUUCCUUUUCACCUUCUUCCCAUAAAUUUCCUUUCCCUUCUGCCACUCUUUUUUGCAUUUUCUUCCAUCACCAACACCACUACAGCUCUUCUAGAACAGCUGACUUGUUCACCUUAAAAGCAUCAUCAUCAUCGUCAUCAUCCAAUGACUCGCCGACCAAGGAGAAGGUGGUCUCCGAGUUAUUGGACGAGGAGCUUCUCAGUGCAGUUUCGGCUGCUAAAGAUGCCGAUCAAGUGCUUGAUAUAAUUGCAAACAGAACUAACAGGAUUAGUGGCUUUGUGGGUCCUUCUGAUUGUUGCUUGAUCCUAUCUGCCGCCAUUGGUCGUGGUAAUGCUGACUUGGCUCUCUCCGUCUUUGGAGCCAUGCGCUCGUCUGCCUUCGAUUCAGAGGUAGGUGAAUAUGAUAAUCAGGUUCAGAGAUGGAAGUGGUCUAGACCAGAUGUGGAUACAUAUAACUUACUUAUUCAAGGUCUCGCAUCCUUGUUGAGAGUUUCAGAUGCCCUGCGAAUAAUAUCCAGUAUUUGCCGGGUGGGAGUAUCUCCAAGCGAAGAGGUCCCUUUUGGCAAGGUUAUCAAGUGUCCUAGUUGUAUGAUCGCUGUUGCUGUAGCUCAACCACAACAUGGUGUUCAGAUUGUCUCCUGUUCGAAGUGUCGCUAUCAGUAUGAGCUUGUUUCUGGGACCAUUUCAAGUAUAGAGUCUGAAGAAAUCAGCAUGGAUGUCCCAGCAUGGAAGAGGGGGCUAAGUAUUUUGCAAAUUGUGAAGCUAAACAUUCCAGCUGCUGUUCACUCCAUUGUGGUUGAGACACCUUCUGGUCUGGCAAGGACUCACAAGUUUGCUACUGAAACAGUUGAUCUCCCCGCCCAAGAAGGAGAGAGGGUUACCAUUGCCCUCGCUGCUCCAGAAACAGUUUACAGAGAGGUUGGUCCGUUUCGGUUAAGUUCAAAACUCCCCAACUUCUUUCCUGGAGAACCAAUGUGCCUCACAAAUCAUUCAGAUGGCCGGGAAUCAGCAUUGUUAAGGGCCCCUGUAAAAGAAAAUGGCACAUCCUUGACAAAUCCUUCUGUUCUCUUUCCUCUUCUUGUGAUGCUUGCCUCUGGAGAUGCUGCUACUGGAAUUAUAGAUCCCAGCCUCCCUAAAUUAAUUUUAGCUGCUGGAGUAUCCUCAUUUGUUGUUGGAGCCACAUUUAGCAAUCUGGUUUACCCACAACUAGGGAAGCUUCCUCAAAAACUAGUUGACACACUCGCUAUCAGGCAGCAACUUCUAUCUCAGUAUGAUGUUCUCCAAUCACGAAUCAAGGAGUUACAGAAAGCUUCUGAAAAUGAGGUUUGGAUGUUGGCUCGCUUGUGUCAAUUAGAGAAAAAAAUUCUUGCAGUCGGAGAACCAUCUUACCGAGCUCGCAGAAGCAGAGUAAAACGGGUUCAAGAUAGCUUGGAGACUUCUCUUAAGAAAAGGAUUGAGUUGAUUGAAAGCUAUGCCAGAAUAUCUUCCAUGAUAGAGAUUGAAGUGGAGAUGGACUCUGAUGUUCUUGCUGCUGAAGCAGCAACCAAUGUGGAAAACAUUGCUGGACAGAUACAGCAAAUUAUGGAAAUUGAAAAUCUUGAAGAGAAAUGGCGACUCCAGGCCGAGGCAAAUGAUGAGGCUGAAAGACUUCUUAGCACUGAGCCAAUACCUACAGAACAGGUUACAGACAGAUAA
Oldenlandia corymbosa var. corymbosa is the source of this 1743-nucleotide messenger RNA. The record is from the annotation of a GenBank genome assembly. Lineage: Eukaryota; Viridiplantae; Streptophyta; Magnoliopsida; Gentianales; Rubiaceae.